This is a messenger RNA of Chaetomium globosum CBS 148.51, 774 nucleotides long. RefSeq lists its product as uncharacterized. The record is from RefSeq and is a predicted model, not a curated record. NCBI's taxonomy places the organism in Eukaryota, Fungi, Ascomycota, Sordariomycetes, Sordariales, Chaetomiaceae. Gene Ontology annotation, biological process: Golgi vesicle transport. Gene Ontology annotation, cellular component: membrane. The transcript has 2 exons. The coding region runs from base 1 to 774 and encodes 257 amino acids.
AUGUCCUCAACGAACGAGGAGGACCCGUUCCUCCAAGUCCAACAAGAUGUCCUCACCCAACUCCAAACCGCCCGCUCCCUCUUCACGUCGUACCUGCGCAUCCGCUCGCUCGCCACGGCAUCCACAUCACCCGAACUCGCAUCCGCGCGCUCCGACCUCGAGUCCUCGCUGACGUCGCUGGCCGACGACCUCGCCGACCUGGUCGAGUCGGUGCGGGCGGUCGAGACCAACCCGGCGCAGUACGGGCUCUCGGUGCCCGAGGUCGGCCGCCGCAAGCGCCUGGUGCAGGAGGUCGGCGGCGAGGUCGACGAUAUGCGCGAGGAGCUCGUCAAGGUUUCUUCUUCUGCUUCGUCCGGUGCGCGCCGCGGGCAGAAGGGCGGCGGCGGGGAUCUGCCGGAUCCGUCGUCUUUUGCCAUUGCCGAUGGGGAGACGGAUGGCGGUGCCGGGGCCGGGGGGAAUGAUUAUGCGGCGGAGUUUGAGCGCGAGCAGCAGGUGGUGAUGAUGCGCGAGCAGGACCAGCAUCUGGAUGGGGUGUUCCAGACGGUGGGGAAUCUGCGGCGGCAGGCGGACGAUAUGGGCCGGGAGCUGGAGGAACAGGUGGAAAUGCUCCAGGAGACGGAGCGGGUGGCGGAUCGGGUCCAGGGGAGGUUACAGACGGGUAUGGGGAAACUGAACUAUGUGCUCAGGAGGACGGAGGAUAAGUAUAGUGGUUGUUGUAUAGGGCUCUUGAUCGUAGUGCUGAUCAUUCUGUUGAUCUUGCUCUUGAUAUUAUGA